Fonsecaea erecta is the source of this 1638-nucleotide messenger RNA. RefSeq lists its product as hypothetical. Bases 1 to 1638 code for a protein of 545 amino acids. The transcript has 2 exons. Lineage: Eukaryota; Fungi; Ascomycota; Eurotiomycetes; Chaetothyriales; Herpotrichiellaceae. The record is from RefSeq and is a predicted model, not a curated record. Gene Ontology annotation, molecular function: nucleosome binding; histone binding.
AUGUCAGGGCGCGAUAGGAUCAACCAAGCCUUUGCCAACAAUUCGCAAUUACGAAAGAGAAUCUUCGACGCCAUUGACGCAACGCCGCAGUAUGCGCCCCUUUUCGAGGACAUUGCGUCGUACCAUCUCAACGCGCACCUUCCGAACGGCUCUGCCCACGAUGAACCGGCCUCCAAGAAGCGCAAACUCCCCGACGGCUCGUCUCUUCCACUCGCCGCCGCCGCCCCCACGCAGAAAGGUGGUAGUCACCCGCGCGAGGUGAUCCUCGAAGCAAGAGAUAUCUCGUUCUCCCUCCCUCAACGCAAGAAAUUACACCUGGGCAUCGCGCAAUAUGGAGCCGAUUUCAAUGGUGCCGGGACCACAUUUUCCAUCUUCACCCGGAACCCCGCCACCAAUGAAGUCGAGAUGGAAGUGCCGUUGGACCAGGUCACCUACGCCCUGAGACUGCCCAUACCCGAAAAGGCGGCAAAACAAUACAAUUUCGUGCUGCUGUUGAAGCCAGAGUCCAGCAACAACACCGACGCCAUCACCUGGGCCGUCAACGAUGGCCCGCUCAAGUCGUGUCACGUCUCAAGCCGUGACCUGGCGGAAAUCGCGUCUGACCCCGGCGCCAUCCUGGAAAAGGCGCUCGACUAUCUCAUUCAAAGGAGUGGCAACAAAGAAGGUCUCACCCUCCCCGACGCCGAGGAGUUUUGCAGCGCAAAACCCGAACCACACCGGAAAGGCGACAAGGCAUAUCACGUCAAGGGCUUCCGAGGGAGCAAGGACGGAUACCUCUUCUUCUUGAACAAUGGCAUCUUCUUUGGGUUCAAGAAGCCGCUCUCCUUCUUUGCGUUCGAGGACGUCGAGAGCAUAUCAUACACGUCCGUGCUGCAGCGAACGUUCAACUUGAAUAUCGUGUAUCGAGCCAGCUCGGUGGCGGAUGGAGGAGCUCAUCACGGCGAUGCCGCCAUCCAGGAGGUGGAGUUUUCGAUGUUGGACCAGGCGGACUUUCCCGGCAUCGACGCCUACAUCAAGCGGCAUGGGUUGCAGGAUGCCAGUCUCGCAGAGUCACGGCGCGCAAAGAAGCUCAACGCCGCGACCCACGGCAAAGGUGCGAUCCAGAACGGCGAUGGCGGAGGCGACGUGGAAGGUGAGGAAGGAGACGACACGCGCACCGAGCUGGAGAAAGCCCAGCAACAGCUCGAGGACGAGGAGGACGAGGAAGAGGAAGACUACGACCCCGGCAAUGACGGGGAGAGUGAAGGCAGCGGGGCUUCGGACGAGUCCGAUGAGGAGUUUGAUCGCGAGUAUGAGCGCGAGAGGAAGAAGACCAAGGGCCGGGAUUUGGUCAAGGAAGAAUUGGGCAGCGAGGCGGAGGACGUGAGUGUUACCGAGGACGAGGACGACGGGGAAGCACACGGCGACGACGCAGAAGACCAUUAUGACGAGGAGGAGGAGGAAGAAGAAGCGGAAGAGUUGUCCAAUACAAUCCCGAGCCACCAUAAACACAUGGCCGUGUCAGGGGCUGCUGCCGCCGCCGCCGCUGCCGGUACAGGAGGAGUUAGACGUGGCGGCAGCAGCUGGGGGGCCAAUGGCGAUGAUAAUGAUGAUGACGAAGAGGCCAUGCCGGACCCUGACGAUGAAGAUCAAUUGUGA